Sclerotinia sclerotiorum 1980 UF-70 is the source of this 2025-nucleotide messenger RNA. RefSeq lists its product as hypothetical. The transcript is spliced from 6 exons. NCBI's taxonomy places the organism in Eukaryota, Fungi, Ascomycota, Leotiomycetes, Helotiales, Sclerotiniaceae. Gene Ontology annotation, biological process: DNA replication, removal of RNA primer. The coding region runs from base 1 to 2025 and encodes 674 amino acids. Gene Ontology annotation, molecular function: nucleic acid binding; RNA-DNA hybrid ribonuclease activity. The record is from RefSeq and is a predicted model, not a curated record.
AUGGCUAGAUCUUCGGCAUCUGCCACGUGGAAUUGCGGAUCGAUGAGACUAGAAAUGACAGAGGACUCUAAUGAUAUCGUAAUUGGUGACGCUUUCCAGAUUUCAGCAUCUUUAGUCUGUUCAUACCAACCUCGUUCUCGAGUUGUGCGGGUUUCGGUUCCUCAGGCGAAGUGGCUAUCGCCGCAGCUUCUAGUCAAGACGCUUCGAGUUGGAGACAUGAUUCAACAAGAAGCGGAGGAGGAAUUGGGUAUUUUCAAUGUCUCAAGACGCACCAAGAUGGGGGGAUAUUUGUCGCAAGAAGUUAUAAUGAUUCGAAAUCCUCGAAAGCCAUGGAGGAUCAAGUUAGCGGAUUGUGGUCGUGAUAUAUGCAUCAUGCCUUUUCAUGUAAUGUAUGGGACUCAACUUUAUCUAGAGACAACUCGAGCUUUUGCUCAGCACUGUUUGGCAGUAAUUAAAGUUAAGUGGCUUUAUCUCCAGCAUCCGAAAGCUCUUAGACAGUUAUAUAUAGCAUGUGUGACCAGUAUAGCCGAUUACGCAUCAGUGAUUUGGUGGAGAGGCCAAGCCCAUUUCAAGGAUAUGAUGCAAUCACUUCAAAAUCUAGCUCUUCGAAAGAUAUUAGGAGUAUUCAAAACUGCUCCAAUUCCUCCAAUGGAAGUAGAAGCAGGCUUAAAACCCUCAAAAAUUCGAUUAGACUCGAAUAUUAGGCAAUACGCAUUCCGUUUAGCUAAACUUUCACCAAAUCAUCCAAUCAAUAUCGAAAAAGCAUCACUAAUCCAAUAUCAAGCCAAUUUGGAUGCGAUCUCUACCCCUCGAAGAAAACGAUAUAAACCUACUCAACUGGAUAAAAUCAAAGAAUCGAUAAACCAGGACUUCAACCCUUCCUCACUCGAAAAGAUCAUUCAUUUUAACUUCCCCCCAUGGAAAAGAGAAACCCCCUUCCGAGUUAACAUUAGCAAUUCGUCAAAAGAAGAUGCUGCCAUUCUUCAUAAUAUUGUUUUCAAACAUAGGGAUAAAGAUACCACCUAUAUUUACACUGAUGCCUCCUCCACCGAAAAGGGAAUAGGUAUUGGAGUAGGCAUAGUAGCUAUACAAUCAAAUAAUCGAAUUCUAUAUCAAGAGCGAAGCAAUAUUGGUACUAAUCAAUUGGUAUAUAAUGGAGAGCUUUUUGGAGUUACAAGAGCUAUUGAAUACGCUAGCUCAAUCGCUUAUACUGGUCAAAAGUUCAAAAUCUACUCGGAUAAUCAAGCUGGUUUAUACCGCUUAAAAACUCCUUCAGAUCACCCAGGACAAGCCAAUCAGAUAAGAGCGAUCAAAGCAGCAGAAGUUAUCAGAGCAAAAGGAGCCGAAAUCUCCUUAAAUUGGGUUCCUGGUCAUACCUCAGUUGAAGGAAAUGAGCUAGCAGAUAAGCUAGCCAAGGAAGCAACCACAAUACAACCUACCUCGAACGAAACAAGCUUUGGACUACUAGGUAUGACUGUCAAAGAAUAUGCCUCAGAUCAAUGGCUUGAUACUCUCAAACAAUACGAACUCAGAUCAAACCAAUCCCCAUCAACUUACUCGAAGCUAUUUCCAUGGAAAAUAGGUUCCAAAAUCAAGCUACCAAGCGGAACUACUCGAAAUACUGCUAGCGCAUUCUUUCAACUCAAAUUAGGUCACGGAUAUAUCAAAUCCUACUUACAUCGUUUCAAACUCACCAAUAACAAAUGUAUAUGCAGUAAUAUUGAGGCACCACAACACCUCCUUAUUAGCUGUCCUAUAUAUAAAACAAAAAGAAAAGAGAUCUUUAAGAAGAUACCAUUAUCCAAAAACACUAUACAAUUCCUAUUGCAUACAAAAAUAGGUAUCGAAUUAGCUAUCAAAUUUAUCAAUAUCACUAAAAUCGCUACAAGGGCAUGGCAUCUAGCAAGGACUCUUGAACAAGAAGUAAUAGAGGAAGUAGUAGUGGAAGAGGAGAGAGGAGAAGAGAAUGAAGAAGAAGCAGUUGAGGAAAUAAGAGAGGGGUUUGACCUCCUCACAAUUUCUUGA